Molecule: messenger RNA, 429 nt
Organism: Botrytis porri
Lineage: Eukaryota; Fungi; Ascomycota; Leotiomycetes; Helotiales; Sclerotiniaceae
Exons: 1
Coding region: 1-429 (142 amino acids)
Source: RefSeq, a predicted model, not a curated record
AUGUCUAACACUGUAGAAGCAAGUAUGCAAGAACCGCAACCACCACAGGUUGACAAGGUGACCGAGAAGUCAGAAAAUCUCAGCCUCGGGUACGACAGCGAUGAGACCCACGAUAAGUCUGAAGUCCCGGACAGCCCAGGUGAGUCUUCGCCUCCGCCAACUGAUAGUAAGCCCAUGACCCCUGGAUACAACGUGCCAGAUGCAACGAUGCAGGAACCACAACCACCAGAGGUCGAUGAGCUAACAAAGAGACUUGAUACGCUGAGAGUAUCAAGAGAACGUGAGGAAGAACAAGGAGAGGAUGCCGAGGCUGAUGAGAUAACCGAAGCUCAAGCCAUCGUAGACCGAAUCCGUGCUCAUCCUCGUCGUAGAAAACUUGGUCUGCGGGUGCAGGCUUUGAUGUCGAAGUUUGAGAAGGAUGAGAAGUGA